GCACUAGGUGCACAAGGCGCUAUGGAUAACUGUUCUCCAGAACGGCCGGUGAUCCUCUGAAAAAUAAAUAUGAGAUCUCUCAUGAAGAUGUUUCCACAAUCAGGGAAAUCUAUUGUCUUUGACAAUUUUCCGGACCCCUCUGACACAUGGGACAUAGUGGAGACCAUUGGGAAGGGGACAUAUGGAAAGGUCUACAAAGUGCUCAACAAGGUGAAUGGAAGCAAGGCGGCCGUCAAGAUUCUGGAUCCAGUCCAUGACAUCGAUGAGGAAAUCGAGGCUGAAUACAGCAUACUCAGGGCUCUUUCGGACCACCCCAAUGUAGUCAAGUUUUUUGGGAUGUUCUACAAGAAGGAUGUAAAACUUGGGGAUCAAUUAUGGCUAGUUUUGGAGCUCUGUAAUGGUGGAUCGGUGACUGAUCUAGCCAAAGGCAUGCUGAAGAGGGGGGACCGAAUGGACGAGGCCAUAAUAGCGUACAUAUUACACGAAGCGCUCAUGGGGCUCCAGCAUUUACAUGCCAACAAGACCAUCCACCGUGACGUCAAGGGAAACAACAUCCUGCUGACCACUCAGGGAGGGAUUAAGCUGGUCGACUUUGGCGUGUCUGCUCAGCUGACCAACACGCGGCUGCGUCGGAACACCUCCGUGGGAACGCCAUUCUGGAUGGCCCCAGAGGUGAUUGCUUGUGAACAGCAGCUCGACUCAACCUAUGAUGCCCGCUGUGAUGUCUGGUCCCUUGGAAUCACUGCCAUUGAGCUGGGGGAUGGAGACCCUCCACUGGCCGACCUUCAUCCAAUGAGAGCGCUUUUCAAGAUCCCCAGGAAUCCUCCCCCAACACUGCACCAGCCAGAACUGUGGUCUGACGACUUUAAUAACUUCAUCUGCAAGUGCUUGAUAAAGGACUUUGAACUGAGACCAAACGUGUCUGACCUACUGCAGCAUGCCUUCAUCAAACAGAUUGUGGGAAAAGAGCGAACCCUGCAGAAACAGCUGAUGGAGCUCAUCGACCUCAACCAGCAAAUGGGAGCUAUUGAGAAAACAAGGCAUGAGCGUAUCCAUACUAAAAAGGGCAGCUACAUGAAGUCUGCAAGCACCUCCCUCGAUGACGUGGAGGACCUGGCCACCCUGGAGGUGCUGGAUGAAAAUAUUGUCACAGAUCAUUUGCAGAAGCGAUACUCGAAGGAUGAGAUUUACACCUAUGUGGGAGACAUUCUUAUUGCUGUCAACCCCUUUCAUAGUGUGGAUCUGUACAACCCAGAGUUCACAAAGAUAUACAUAGGAGCAAAGCGGACAGCAAACCCGCCCCAUGUCUUUGCUGUUGCUGACAUAGCCUACCAGUCCAUGGUGUCCUACAGCGCAGAUCAGUGCAUUGUCAUCAGUGGAGAGAGUGGUGCUGGGAAGACGGAGAGUGCCCACCUUCUGGUCCAGCAGCUGACAGUACUUGGAAAGGCAAAUAAUCGAACACUCCAGGAAAAGAUUAUCCUGGUCAAUAACCUGGUUGAGGCCUUUGGGAAUGCUUGCACUGUCAUCAAUGACAACUCCAGUAGGUUUGGGAAGUACCUGGAGAUGAAGUUCACUGGCGGGGGCACGGUAGUGGGAGCCCAGAUUUCCGAAUACCUCCUUGAGAAAUCCAGAGUCAUCCACCAAGCCUUAGGAGAAAGGAACUUCCAUAUUUUCUACUAUAUUUAUGCUGGCUUGGCUGAGAGAAAUAAACUGGCUCAUUACAAGCUGUCUGGUACCAAAACUCCAAGGUACAUUCACAAUGAACAGGUAAAAUUGGUGCCUGACAUUGUGAGCAGUGCUUUCCAUAAGGAGCAGUUUGACUCAGUGGAGCAGUGCUUCAAAGUGAUUGGCUUUACGCUGGAGGAGCUCGGAAGUGUUUACAGCAUACUGGCUGCCAUCUUGAACGCUGGCGACAUCGAGUUCACCUCGGUGGCCUCUGAGCAUCAGACCGACAAAAGCAACAUCUCAAACAUUGGUGUGCUGGAGAACACGGCGUCACUGCUGUGCAUCCGCUCUGACGAGCUGCAGGAGGCGCUGACGUCCCACUGCGUGGUGACCCGCGGAGAGACCAUCGUCAGGCCCAACACGGCGGAGAAGGCCUCGGAGGUGCGCGACGCCAUGGGGAAGGCCCUGUACGGCCGCCUCUUCAGCUGGAUCGUCAACCGCAUCAACUCUCUGCUGAAGCCUGACAGCCAGCUGAGUGAGGAGGACAAGAGUCUGAAUAUUGGAAUCCUUGACAUAUUUGGGUUUGAAAAUUUCAAGAGGAAUUCCUUUGAGCAGCUGUGCAUCAACAUUGCCAACGAACAGAUCCAGUUCUACUUCAACCAGCAUAUAUUUGCCUGGGAGCAGGACGAGUACCUGAACGAGAGCGUGGACGCGCGCCUGAUCGAGUACGAGGACAACCGCCCCCUGCUGGACAUGUUCCUGCAGAAGCCCAUGGGCCUGCUGUCCCUGCUGGACGAAGAGAGCCGCUUUCCCCAGGCCACCGACCAGACGCUCGUGGAAAAGUUUGAGGACAACCUGAAGUCAAAGAACUUUUGGAGGCCGAAAAGAGUAGACCUGGGCUUCGGGAUCCAUCACUACGCUGGAAAGGUCAUCUACAACACAAGUGGCUUCCUAGCGAAGAACAGAGACACCCUGCCUGCCGAUAUCGUCCUGCUGCUCAGGUCCUCAGAAAACGACCUCAUCCGCAAGCUGGUCACUCACCCCCUGACUAAGACAGGAAACCUUGCUCACACCAAGGGUAAAGCGAUGGGGAGCACUCAUACGCAUACCCCCCAGCGCACCAUUAAGUUUGCCAAGGGUGAGAGUGGAGAGUCCACCCACCAUCCCAGAGAGACCACCAACAUGAGAACCCAAACGGUUGCAUCAUACUUCAGAUAUUCCCUCAUGGACCUGAUGUCUAAGAUGGUCGCGGGGCAGCCCCAUUUCGUCCGCUGCAUCAAGCCCAACAACGACCGGCAGGCCAACAAGUUUGACAGGGAGAAGGUCCUGAUCCAGCUGCGCUACACUGGCAUCCUGGAGACAGCCAAGAUCCGGAGGCAGGGUUACUCCCACCGCAUCCUCUUUGCUAACUUCAUAAAGAGGUACUGCAUCCUGGCCUUCCGAGCAAACGAGGACCCACCAGAGAGUCCUGAGACGUGUGCUGCCAUACUGGAGAAAGUCAAACUGGAGAACUGGGCCCUGGGGAAAACCAAAGUGUUCCUGAAGUACCACCACGUAGAGCAGCUGAACCUGAUGAUGAGCCGGACCAUCGACGGGAUCAUCCUGCUGCAGGCCUGUGUGAGAGGCUGGCUGGGGGCGAAGAGGUACCGCAGGAUGCAAGAGAAGAGAGAGCAGAGUGCAGUCGUCCUGCAGUCCGCUUACAGAGGCCACAAAGUCCGCAGAGAGGUGAAUGGGGAUCGAAGCAAAGCCAAGACGGAGGCUUUCAUGAUCCAUUUUCAGGCUGUCUGCAGAGGCUACCUUGCAAGGAAGAUGUACAAAGAGUUGGUAGAUGAAAAGAAUAAAGCAGCUAUAAAGAUCCAGGCUCAUUACCGUGGACACAAAGAGAGGAAGAGCUUCAAAAAGAAAAAGGAAGCCAUGCAGAACAAAAAGCAGGAAGAAGGGAAUGUGGAGGAGGUGCAAAAUGAGGCCCUGUCUGAGGCCGUAAGCAGUGAGGAAGGAGGGCAGCUGGCAGAGGAGAACCACACAGAGGAGAAAAGUGCAGGAGAGAAAGGAGAGGGGCAGAAUGGAUCGGAGGAGGAAGAGACAAAAGCAGCCGUAGUGCUCCAGAGCAACUACAGGGGCUAUAGGGAGAGGAAGAAGUUUAAAGAGGGCCGUCAGGCCAAGGCAGGAGAUGCGAUCCCCACCGAGCCCCAGGGUCCGGGGGACCAGGGCGAGGACGAGGUGGAGCUAGCCGAGGAGGCGGCCGAGGCAGAGGAGGCCGCUGCCGCAGAGGACCCCACCGCCACCCAGGAACAGGAAGGGGGACAGGAAGCAGGAGGACUGGAAGUGAACCCUGACCAGGAAGCCAAAGCCGCCACUGUCAUCCAAAGCAACUUCCGGGGGCACAGGGAGCGGAAGAAGCUGGAGGAGGAGGGCAAGCUCCCAGCCAGGGGAAAGAAGGCCUCCCCCGAAAAAGACCAGCCGCCUCAGGAGCCCAAACAGGAGCCAGGUGAGGAAGCCCCUGAAGAGCCCCCUCAGGGUCCUCUGGAAGAGCCCCCUGAGGAGCCUGCUCAGUCCCCAGAGAAGGAAGAAGAGAAGGAGAAGGCAGAGGAGGACAACGCAGGGCCGGCAGGAGGAGAGGACGAGGAGGCCAAAGCCGCCACCGUCCUCCAGAGCAACUUCCGUGGUCACAAGGAGCGCAAGCGGCUGCAGGAGGAAGGGAAACUUCCCAAAAAGAAAACGGCGGAAGCCGAAAAGAGCUCAGUGGACAAGGAGCAUGAGACGGGGGCUUCGGACCCGGGACCGGAGCCAGAGCCAAAAGCUGAAUCCACGACCGCAGAGCCAAAGCCGGACCCAGAGGCCCCCAGUGUGGGUGCGGAGGUGGACGAGGAGAAGGCGGCCACAGUCCUACAGAGCAACUUCCGUGGGCACCAGGAGAGGAAGAGGCUGAAGGAGGAAAGAGAGGCGGGGAAACAGUCGGAUAAGAACGAAGAUGAGGACGAGGGCGUUUCGGAGCUUAACGGCGCUCAGUUAGAGCCUGAAGAGCCCAGUCCAGACGACCGGUUUGAGCAGGAGCAGGCUGCUGUGAAGAUCCAGAGCAACUUCCGCGGCUACAAGGACAGGAAGAACCUCAAGAUGUCUGCGGAGAAGGAGACUGAGGAGCUGGAAAGCUUUUCUGAACAAGUAAGCACAGCUUCAGAUAACUACUUGUCACUCCAGAAGAAGCUGAACGAGAUAAUCCUGGCUCAUCAGAUGAACCCCUCCAGUAAUGGCAUGUUCAUGAAAGGAACCCAAAUCAACGGAUACUUGGCUACCCAGCAGCAAUCAGAUGAUCAGAAACAGGGCAGGAUGCCACGCAGAACACAGCAGCCAAAAACUCUCAAUACACCUGAAGACUCAACUUAUUACAAUCUGAUUCACAGGUCAGUCCAGGAUGAGAAACGAAGGCCCAGGAAUAAAAGUCCUGGGAAACUGGAGGAUAUGGAUGACCCGUACUACCAGGAGCUCUCCACCAGCAAGUCCAUGGGAAGCAUCCCGAGUGACAGCAGAACCUCAUCCACCAGGGCAAAGUCCAGCGUCAGGAAGUCAUCAACUGAGAGACCCGCCUCUGAGCCAGACAUGCCCAGACGCCCCAUUGACAAAAGGAACUCAUUACCCAGAAUGCCAUCAACUGAGAGCCAGGCUGAGGACAACCCCUAUGACUACAGAAAGCUUCUCAGGAAGACAUCUCAGAGACGGAGGCUUGUGACAUAAAGGAACAUGAAGCACAAAUCUGUCAUGAGGGGUUUCAGAUGCAAAAGCAAUAUUAGCCUGGUCUGGGGCUGUGUGUGCGCCUGUGUGUGUGUGUGUGCGCGUGUGUGCAUGCGUGUGUGUGUGUGUGCGCGUGUGUGUGUGUGUGUGUGUGGUGUAUGCUUGUGCACGUGUGUGAAGACUCAAUGUUAGAUUGCCUCAGUUGCUGGUUUAGACAAACAUUAUGGAGUUUGUGGACUCAUUGUUAGAGACUGAGAGCAGUCCUGGCAUAAUCAUUCCAUGGUACAUUGCAAUGGCAUCUAGAUGUAAUGUAAUUAUAUUUCUGAUUGUUUGAAAAAGCUGCAGAAAAAAGAUUGUGCAUAAUGCAUAAACCCACAACUAUCUUCUUUUUUUUCACUUCAUUGUAUUUAUAUUUUUGGUUUCAGGUUUAGCUUUUGCCUCUUUAUCAAAACAUUUUUAAAUGUUUGGAUUUACAACUUUAAGCGUGUAUAAUGCUAGAAUAUUUUCAAUUACUUGCAAAUAGAAUGGAGCCCAUUCCAACAGAAUGUACUUUCUAAAAUUUAAAUAAACAAUGUAGUGGAAAGGUCACAAUAUAUAAAAUCUAGAUUUAUUCUGAAAGCUGUUUAGCUGUUUACUGUGCACAGUAGCUAUGCAUGUGCAGCCAUGUGCAUUCAGCACAGUGCAUGCCAGAAUUUGUAUUGGGAUGCAAAUGCAUUACGCAGUAUCACGCCUUUCAAACAGGGGUGGCAAAUGUGGGAUUCUACUCCUUAAUAUUGAGACUAGAAUAAGAAUGGCUUCCUUUGUAAACACAGGGAUAAUAAACUUCAUCAUUUUUCUUGCUGACUGUUAGCUGAAAUACCUGCCCCGUUGAAGUUACAGGGUUUACCCCUCCACCCAAUGGUGAGGUGGCCAAUGUGCUACAUGUGUACGCUUUAGUAUGCAAUGAGGAUUGAAUGUGUCAUGCACAUCUGUUGGAAAGUACAUACUUAUGUUAAAUAUCAGGCCUUACAAAGUAAAAGGUGGCCUUUGGGUUUUGUACAUACUUUAUAUGCAUCUCUGUAAAAGCCAAACAUGAGUGUGGUGUAGUGGAUUUGGAGAGAUGCGAUUCCACUGUGAACUGUAAAUUUCAUGGCUGUAAUGUAAUUAUCCAACAAGUUUUGACAUAACGUUUGCAAUGGACUCUUAAUGUUCUGAUGUAAUACACUGACUGCUUUAUCACGUUUGACUUGAAUGGCUGCUCAUAGUAUGUCCUCUAAAUACAUUAUUUAUUAUAUUU
Molecule: messenger RNA, 6670 nt
Organism: Anguilla anguilla (European eel)
Lineage: Eukaryota; Metazoa; Chordata; Actinopteri; Anguilliformes; Anguillidae
Gene: myo3a
Product: myosin IIIA
Exons: 35
Coding region: 70-5397 (1775 amino acids)
Biological process (GO): protein phosphorylation
Cellular component (GO): myosin complex
Molecular function (GO): ATP binding; protein binding; cytoskeletal motor activity
Source: RefSeq, a predicted model, not a curated record